AUGCAAUUAUUAGCAAGUUGCGAACAGUCUGGUAACACUGGCAUGAAGAACGCAACAGUAAAACAAUUACAGUCUUUAUGGAAAAAUAUAAAACAUCGCCAAAGAGACAUAUUAGUUGCAGAAAAACAGUAUCGACAUCGGUCCAGUGGUGCACAAGUACAACUUGACGUGUCCAUUGAUCCACUAGUUGCUAAUGCUGUGCCACAUCUUAUAGUCGAGAUACCAAAUGUAGUCGAUUGUGAUACUUCUGACAAAGAAAUAAUUGAUAAUGAUACUCCUGAAGCUGUGAACGAUGAACUUUUUAAGAAACCUGAUGCCUCUGUUCCGACAGUUAUUGCUACUGCUACGCUACAACAUAUGGAUAAUAAGAAACGAGAGGUAGAAAAUAUAAAUGAUAUAGAGGCUAGACGAUUAUGUCUCGAAAGUCCAGAGGAUCUUGAUAUAGAAUUUAUCAAUGAUGCUGGCAAUAAAUCGACUCCUCUAUCAUCAUGUCGAACGCAUGCAAAAUCUUCGAGAAAGUUAUCAUUGCAAUUGAAAGGGCAAGAUAUACGGGCACAUGUUCUCCAAAAUGAAACAAAUGCAAGAAUGGAUAGAUAUGCGGAAUUAAGUAAAAAUGAACAGGUCAUAGAUGAUGAAGAAAUGUUCCUCGAAGAGAAGAAAGAGAAGAACGCUGCAACUACGCAGCAACUAUUGCAAGGUCUACAAGUUCUGCUGCAGCAGCACCAGCAGCAGUCGCAGGAGCAGAAGUCGCAGCAGCAGCUGCUGCAAGUUCUGCUGCAGCAGCAGCAGCAGCAGCAGUUGCAGGAGCAGCAGGAGCAGGAGCAACAGCAGCAGUCGCAGGAGCAGCAGGAGCAGGAGCAGCAACAACAACAAGAUAGAAAAAAAAAGAAGAGGAGCCAGCCGAUCCCGCGCCCGCUGGUAUUACCAGCGAGGUGGCUGCCGUAA
Molecule: messenger RNA, 945 nt
Organism: Ooceraea biroi (clonal raider ant)
Lineage: Eukaryota; Metazoa; Arthropoda; Insecta; Hymenoptera; Formicidae
Product: serum response factor homolog A
Source: RefSeq, a predicted model, not a curated record